Messenger RNA from Trifolium pratense (red clover), 3604 nucleotides. RefSeq lists its product as uncharacterized. Gene Ontology annotation, molecular function: syntaxin binding; GTPase activator activity; myosin II binding. The transcript is spliced from 25 exons. The coding region runs from base 252 to 3365 and encodes 1037 amino acids. Gene Ontology annotation, biological process: regulation of exocytosis. Gene Ontology annotation, cellular component: cytoplasm; plasma membrane. The record is from RefSeq and is a predicted model, not a curated record. Lineage: Eukaryota; Viridiplantae; Streptophyta; Magnoliopsida; Fabales; Fabaceae.
AGUAUUAACAAAUAUUAUACAAAUUAAAAUAAAACAACAAAAGAGCUAAAAACGAAUAGAAAUUUUGUACAAAAAAAAAAGAGAGAGAGAACUCUUAUAUGGAGUAUAUUGUUUCAUUUGUCUUUGUCUAAAAAUUCUUUGGAGAAAGAGAAUUAAGCACUAAAAAAUAAAUUCCUACUAUGUUUUCGAUUAUUACAAAGAACAAUAUUUGAGUUUGUGACUACCCACAAUUUCUCUCUUUUUUCUUCAUCAUGUUCGUCAAGAAGCUCGUGGAGAAAGCUUCUAUAAAGAAGCUUGGUGGAAAUUCAUCAGCUGGAUUAAGAGCUAGUGAUGUAGAUCCACGGCUGAUAUUUCAUCAUGGGGUACCAUCAGGUGGUACCAUGUUUGCCUAUGACAAUAUUCACAACAUAUUGGCCCUAUCUACCAAUGAUGGGAGGAUUAAGUUAUUUGGUAAAGAUAAUACUCAAGUCCUACUUGAAUCUAAUAAGCCAGUGCCAAGCAAGUUUUUCCAGUUCAUCAAGAAUCAAGGCAUCCUUAUAAAUGUUACUUCAAAUAACCAUAUUGAGGUUUGGGACAUAGACAAGAAACUGUUGUGUGACUUGUACAUUGUUAAAGAAGAAAUCACUUCUUUUGUAAUCAUUCAGCACAGCCUCUACAUGUAUAUUGGAGUUUCUAGUGGUGAUAUUUCAGUUUUGAAGCUUCAUCAAGAUUUGCAUGUGGAAAAAAUGAAUUACACCAUACCCCUCUCAGCUUCUUUUGAGAAUGAAGUGUUUGAUGAUACCGUUGUGGCACACAUAUUGCCUCAACCAGCAGCUGAAACUAAGAGAGUUCUCAUAAUCUUUAGAAAGGGUCAAAUAAUAUUAUGGGAUAUUCAAGAAAGCAUAUGCAUUUUCAGAAGUGGUGGAAGUUUGUCACAGCAACUACAUAAUGAAACAAAGAAAGUGUCUUGUGCAUGUUGGAUGUGUCCUUUUGGAAGCAAAGUAGCUGUAGGGUAUAGCAAUGGAGAGCUUUACAUUUGGAGUAUCCCUUCUCUAACAGCAGGAAAUGUCUCAGCAUCUGACCAUAGCAGCAAAAACAUUCCUAUGUUCAAAUUUAACUUAGGAUAUAAAUCAGAUAAAACUUGUAUAGUAUCAGUAAAAUGGAUAUAUGCUGAAGGAAAGACUAGUAGAUUAUAUGUCUUGGGAGCUUCUCAAUCAAUGCAGGUAGUGUUGUUGAAUGAACAUACCGAAACUCGCACAAUUAAGUUAGGACUAUAUUUGUCUGAAUUAUGUGUUGACAUGGAGAUUAUAUCAAGCUCAAAUGAGCAAAGCAAACAUAAACAAAAUUCUUUGAUUUUGCUUGGGAAAUCAGGCCAUGUGUAUCUGUAUGAUGAUAGUAUGAUUGAAAGGUAUCUAUUGCAAUGCCAAUCUAAGUCCACUCCCUCACUGCCAAAGGAAGUUAUGGUGAAGCUACCACUAGCUGAUUGCAUCACCAUAGCAAAAUUCAUCUCCAACACUCCCAAUGGAUUUUACUCUCAAGAUGAGUAUUACAGUCAGAUGCUAAGAAAUUAUCCACAGCUUAUUACAAUUGAAACAAAUCAUAAAGAUGGGAUUAACCUGAGUUCUGCCAACUUUUCUGGAUUUUCAAACAUUAAAAACUUGUACAUAACUGGACACCAUAAUGGAGCCAUUACAUUUUGGGAUGCAUCAUGUCCCUUUUUCAUCCCAGUUUUGCAAUUAAAGCAACAGAGUGAAAAUGAUCAUUCUUUAAGUGGUGUACCCUUGACAGAAUUAUAUUUUGACAUCAACACUCCUCUCCUUGUUUCUGGUGAUCAGAGUGGAAUGGUUCGUAUAUUCAGAUUCAAACCCGAACCAUACGCCUACAACAGUUUCAUGUCUCUUACUGGAAGUACAAAGAAAGGGGUUGAUCAUGUUAUCCAGAGUGUGAAACUUAUACAAACUAUUGGUGCUGUAAUUUGUAUGAAUAUAGAUCAUAGCUCAGGGCAUCUUGCUGUUGGUACUGAUCAAGGAAACGUUUCAGUUAUUAACAUAGAUGGCCCAACUCUGUUGUAUCAGAAACAUUUUGCAAGUGAAAUUUCUACUGGUAUCAUCUCUCUGCAGUUCAUAACAUGCAGUUUAUAUGGUUUCUCAAAAAACAUCUUAGCAGUUGGAACAAAGGACUCGUCGGUUUUGGCACUGGAUAAUGAAACUGGAAAUACACUUAGCACUGGAACUGUUCAUCCUAAGAAGCCAUCUAAAGCUUUAUUUAUGCAGGUUUUGGAUGAACAAGGUGAACCAAUUACAAAAGAUAGCUUAUAUUUGAGAGAAGGGAAUCAUAUUGAGGAUGCAACAACAAAGAAAAUGUACAUUUUGUUGUGUUCUGAGAAGGCUUUAUAUAUCUAUUCAUUUGAGCAUGCUCUACAGGGAAUCAAAAAGGUGCUUUACAAAAAGAAGUUCUCUCUUUCUUCCUGUUGCUGGGCAUCGACAUUUCACAGCGCCUCUGACAUUGGUCUCAUACUACUUUUCACCUCUGGAAAAGUAGAAUUAAGGUCUUUACCAGAAUUAUCUUUGAUAGUGAAAACUUCAAUUAGAGGCUUCACUUAUUCACCUCCGAAGUUGAAGUCAUUUUCUGACAGCCAGAUAUGUUGUUCAUCCAGAGGCGAGAUUGUUUUGGUGAAUAGUGACCAGGAAAUUUCUGUUGUCUCAUUGUUGGUCCAGAGGAAUAUUUUCAGGCUUUUGGACUCUGUUGGCUGCGUCUACAGGAAGGAAAGAAUGCUAUCACAAGAGCUUGUUCCUUACCAGGUCAUACCUAAGGAGAAGAAGGGCAUAUUCAACUCUGUUGUCAAAGAUUUUACUGGCAGUAAAGAAAAGUACAUGCCCCUAAUGGAAAAAGAAGAUCCCAAAGAAAGUAUCCAGGAACUCUCUGCAAUAUUUUCACAUGCAAAUUUUCCACCAGAAGCCAACUAUACUGUGGAUGAAAAUCAGCUAGAAUCAAACUUAGAUGACACAGAUCUGGAGCAUCAUAGAGAAAUACGCAAAGAACAAAGCAUAUUAGGAGCUCUUAAUAAGAAGAAAUUGGCUGGCAAAUUUCAGGCUCUGAAAGGAAAAGUGAAAGAGAUGAAGGGAAACAACCAGAAAGCAUCAGAUAAGGAAGAGCAACAAGAUGAGAAAGCUGAUGCAGUCAAUCAAAUUAAGAAGAAAUAUGGAUUUCUAUCUUCAUCCAAUGAAACAAGUGUUGCUAAAUUGGAAGAAAGCAAGCUGCAGGAAAACAUAAGGAAAUUACAGGGUAUUGAGCUACAUACUACAGAGAUACAAAAUACAGCAAAAUCAUUUUUAUCAAGGGCAAAACAGGUGCUGAGAAAAGCUGAACAAGAUAAACAAAGUUGAUAAUAUCUGUUAGUUUUGUUUCUUUUAAAAUGAACCUGCUCCAUUACUGACGUAUGUGGAUUGCACACAGAAGAGAAGCUUGACAGAUGACCGACCACAACCAACGGAGCAAAUGAAACAGCAAUAGCUCCAACUUUAUGUGAUACAUUAUAUUGAUAAAGACCCACAACUGAUUCAAGGACAUACACAAGUCAUUUGCUCUGGAAUUUGUAAAUUAAAAUAUCAUAAGCUUAUGUUCA